Cyprinodon variegatus (sheepshead minnow) is the source of this 911-nucleotide messenger RNA. RefSeq names its product myotubularin-related protein 14-like. Lineage: Eukaryota; Metazoa; Chordata; Actinopteri; Cyprinodontiformes; Cyprinodontidae. The transcript has 2 exons. Gene Ontology annotation, molecular function: phosphatidylinositol-3-phosphate phosphatase activity. Bases 620 to 907 code for a protein of 95 amino acids. The record is from RefSeq and is a predicted model, not a curated record.
ACCCUCAGCAUGUUCCACACAUUCCACCUGCAUUCUAAGAGCUCACCGGUAGGUGGCGGUGAAGCGCCGCGGUGUUGUUUACCAGGAUGGAAUCAGAGGGUCGAUCUCAGUCACGUGAUUUAGUCAACUUCCUGUUUAUCGCUUGUUUGUGAAACUCUGUACGCUGGACCGUCCUGCUGAGCUGUCGGUCACAUUACUGUACCGUGGUCUGGGUCUGGUCCUGGUUCUGGUUCUGGUUCUGUUGGACCUUCCAGAGGACCGUGGAUGACCCGCUGAGCAGCACCGGAGGAUCGGCUGGUACUGACGGGUCCAAACCCUCAGAUCGGUUCCGGUUGGUUCCGUGGUCUCCUGCUCCGCAGCGGCGGCUCCCUGCUGCUCUCCCCGGGGCACCGGCAGCCCGCGGCCCGCCAGCGGCUGGAGUUCCGGCGGGGAGGAGCUGCUCACCGCUGCCGUGAAUCCAGGACGGCCUCCCGGCUCCGGCCCCCUGCAGCGGGCAGUCAGGAAGAAGCUCGCCGGGAAGGGAUGGCCUGCUCGGUCUCCCCGCUCCAGAGGACACGGCGCUGCGGUGUUUGAGGGCGGACGGGUGCGGCUGGAAGCUACCGCCGCGGCUCCAGGCGCCAUGAUGGCCGCCUCCCCCACCGCGGCCGGCGGCUUCCCGUUCCCCGGGCUGUCGGUCAGGAAGGGCGAGCAGAUCGCGGAGCUGAUCGAGCUGUUCUCCAGGACCCAGUACAGAGCGAAGGAGGUCAGCCCCCGGGUGGAGAUGAUAGAGAAACGAUGUCUGGAGCUUUUUGGAAGAGAUUACAAGUACAGCAUCAUCUCCAACUCCAACGGAGAGGUCUGCGGCCACUACCCCCGGCAGAUAGUCUUCCUGGAGUAUGAAUCCCCGGAGCCGGACAGAGACAGGUAGGUCC